This is a messenger RNA of Funneliformis geosporum, 411 nucleotides long. The record is from the annotation of a GenBank genome assembly. Lineage: Eukaryota; Fungi; Glomeromycota; Glomeromycetes; Glomerales; Glomeraceae.
AUGGAUACCUUAAUCACUAUAACCAAAAAAAGCAAAAGAGUAGGUCGUGGCAUUGGCUCUGGCAGAGGAAAAACUGCCGGUCGCGGUCAAAAAGGACAAGGGGCUCGAAAAAGUCCUCAUACUCGUCCUGGAUUUGAAGGAGGACAAGUCCCUAUUUUUCUCCGCUUUCCCAAGCGUGGUUUCAAAGGCAGAAAAAAAUUAGGUCAAGUAAUCAAUUUAGAGAAAUUAGAGCAAGACAAAGAAAUAGUUAGCGGACAAGUCAUAGAUUUCAGAAAAUCAAAGUCUCCAACCAAAAUAUUAGGAAGGGGGGAAUUAACUAAAAUAUUGACUAUCAAAGCCGCCGCUUUUUCACAGCAAGCCCAACAAAAAAUAACUAAAUUGGGCGGGAAAAUUGAAAUAACAACUAAAUAA